CGCUCCAGAAUCUUCCUUUUAAAGGCGCGCGAUGACCGAUUUUUGUGGAGGUGUCGGUGACGAGAAGAACGACGCUUCCUCCGAGCUCCAUCCCCGCCGAAGGACCUUCAAAUAUGAACUCAAACACAGCCGUAACGCAUUCGUAAUUAAACGAAUAUCAUUUUGAAGGACAAUUCGGCAAAAUAAGCGUGUAUUCCUAGAGAUAUUUUGCUCUUUUUCUUCAAACAUGCUCGCCUUACUGACUCUGACUCUCCUCGUCAAAAGCGUUUUGUCUGUACCGGUGACUCCCAGUGUUCUGGAAAAUGACGACGUCAAGGUGAUGAAAUGUGUAGUGGAGGCACUGGCGGAUGUGCUGUCAAGGCCACGCCCACUUCCUGUUAGCGAGCAAUGUCUGCAGACGCUAAGAACAGACGAACGUCUUCAGUCGCUCCUUCGCCACUACGAUUUCCUGAAGGAACUGCAGGACGUCGCCACCCAUGGUGACAGGAAAGCGCCAGAGGGUGGCGCCAUGGCACCCAAUCAUGCCACGCCAUCCCUUGAAAGCCCUGACAGCAUCCCUGACGGAUCCAUGCUGACUGCGCUGGGAGGGCCCGGUGAACAUUCCAUCCUCUCGCAGGAACGCAGGAGAUCAGAUGAGGUAGAGGAAGAAAACAACUCAGCGCUUUGGUUGGCGGGCGAGAAGAGAGAGGAGGAGGACCCAAAAAAAGCUUGGGCAUCAGGAGAAAUGCGACGAAGCGGGUCCAAAGAGGAACAGGACAAGAGAUCUGCUGAGGAAGAGGAGGAAGAGAAUGAUAAUGAGGAGGGGAUGAAGAAGAGGAGCAAAAGCCAGAAGGAGGGAAAGGAGGAAGCCCCCCAUCAUUCAAAGGAGGUCUUGGAGGAUGAAGAGCUGAAGAAGAAGAAGAGGAACCGCAGUCCGGAGGAAAAAGAGCUGCAGAUGAUCGCUCGGAGAACGCCGGACGAGGAGGACGGUAGCGCGGCAAGAAAGGCAGAGGACACCGAGGUGGAAAACCUAGCCACCAUCGAGUCAGAGUUGGAAAAUGUGGCCCACAAGCUCCGCCAGCUGCGGGAAGGAUGAGCCACCGUGAAAAAUAUAAUAAUAAUAAUAAUGAGAGAAAGCACGUGACUACAUCUUCUCACUCUUGCCAUAGUAGGGAAAUUCUUUUAUUGUGUAUCCUAGUUUGUCAAUGAUUUUAAUUGAUUUAUGAGAAUGUGAAUGAAGAAAGAAAUGGAUGUUUUCUAUAGAUUUUGAACAAUCUGCAUUGUAAAGUGAGACUGAAUAAUUUUUCAAAAAUGAUAAUCAUCCAAAUGACUGUGAAUGACAAAGUUAUUGCAAUAAAACCAACACGUACAGUAAACAUUGAUGGAA
Corythoichthys intestinalis (scribbled pipefish) is the source of this 1366-nucleotide messenger RNA. RefSeq names its product chromogranin A (gene chga). NCBI's taxonomy places the organism in Eukaryota, Metazoa, Chordata, Actinopteri, Syngnathiformes, Syngnathidae. The record is from RefSeq and is a predicted model, not a curated record. Bases 227 to 1075 code for a protein of 282 amino acids. The transcript has 8 exons. Gene Ontology annotation, cellular component: secretory granule.